Messenger RNA from Aspergillus clavatus NRRL 1, 1365 nucleotides. Its product is annotated as putative citrate synthase. Bases 1 to 1365 code for a protein of 454 amino acids. The record is from RefSeq and is a predicted model, not a curated record. Gene Ontology annotation, biological process: carbohydrate metabolic process; tricarboxylic acid cycle. Gene Ontology annotation, cellular component: mitochondrial matrix. The transcript is spliced from 4 exons. NCBI's taxonomy places the organism in Eukaryota, Fungi, Ascomycota, Eurotiomycetes, Eurotiales, Aspergillaceae.
AUGUAUGCUAUGAUCCUCUUGUGUUAUGCUAUCUUCGGAGUACCUCAGUUACCGAUGGAUAUAAACCGAGCAGAAUGGCUCUGCAAUCUCCUGUAUCAAAUUUGUCCCGGCUUUGCAGUCAAAUCAUGCACUAUGUCUUCGGGAGUGCUGUUCAUCAAAGAUUCGCGUACCAAUAUCCAGUACGAGAUUCCCAUCCGACGAAAUGCAAUCGCGGCGGUCGACUUCAAAAGAAUCAAAGCUCCAUCUGCUGGUACAGACAGGGCCGACCAAGUUGCCAGUGGGCUGCGCGUGCAUGAUCCCGGUUUGCUCAACACUACGGUGGUGGAAACAGAGAUAAGUUUCUCUGACCAUGAAAGGGGACUGCUUCUCUUUCGUGGAUAUACCUUGCAGCAGCUCUGGGACAGCGAGUUUGAGGAUAUGCUACAUCUUCUGGUUUGGGGAACAUAUCCGACGUUACGGCAAAGGAAAGAGCUGAGCCGAAAGCUAGUCGAUUGCAUGCUUGCCGUCCCUAAGACGGUGCACGAGGUUAUUCGUACACUGCCGAGCACUACCUCACCACUACCACUCAUUAUGGCCGGACUCUCUGCAUAUCUUGCCUGCAUCCCAGGAACCAUUCCUGCAUCGACUAAUCCAGACCUAUAUCAAGGCAAUAUGGAGGAGGUCGAUCGUGCAAUAGUCCGAACUGUUGCAGCCUAUGCCGUUGUAUUCGGCUUGGUGAACUGUCACCGCAAGGGGAUCCCAUUCACGCCACCGUCUCACGAGCAAUUAUAUUUUGAAAACCUGUUCAGUAUGGCAGGUCUGGUGGAUCCGGCGACCAACAGCGCAGAUGCCACGAAACUCUCGUGCUUCAGGCGGUUUGCCAUGCUCAACGCAGACCAUGGCAUGGCGCUAUCUGUGUUCUCGGCACUGGUCACCGCGUCCUCCCUUCCAGACCCGAUAUCAUGCUUGAUCACCUCAAUAGGGGCAGCUUUUGGGCCCCUUCAUUUCGCUGCUACCGAGUCAGCACAGCUUGCGCUACGGGAGAUUGGAACCCCAGACAAGGUUCCCGAAUUCAUCGAAGAAGUGAAGAGGGGGCAACGAAGACUCUUCGGCUACGGUCAUCGCUCGUACAAGGGGACUGAUCCCCGGGUUGCGCCUAUCAAAUCCAUUCUCAAGGACUUGGACACGUCUGACAAUCCUUUCCUAAAAAUCGCCGAGCAGAUUGAGCGAGUGGCCUCGGCCGAUGAUUUCUUCUCAAAGAGGGGUCUACACCCCAAUGCUGACUUUUACGGGAACUUUGUCUUCACGGCGAUAGAUGAUUCCCGCCGCGAUGAUGGCGCAGCGGAUUAUCGGGGUCAUGGCACAUUGGAGGGAGUAUAUGUGUAA